This is a messenger RNA of Procambarus clarkii (red swamp crayfish), 693 nucleotides long. Its product is annotated as peptidyl-prolyl cis-trans isomerase-like. NCBI's taxonomy places the organism in Eukaryota, Metazoa, Arthropoda, Malacostraca, Decapoda, Cambaridae. The record is from RefSeq and is a predicted model, not a curated record. Gene Ontology annotation, biological process: protein peptidyl-prolyl isomerization. Gene Ontology annotation, molecular function: peptidyl-prolyl cis-trans isomerase activity.
AUGAGUGAGCCCGUCCAGAGGCUGGUGGAGACUGGCCGAUUGUUUGCUGUACAACAAGACCUAGAUGGUCGCCGCUUUGCCAGGAUUACUUUACAAGACGGACAGCUCUUCCUCCACUCACUCCUGCAUCAGCAAACGCCCGCUCACACCAUACAGGAGAGUGAAGUUGUGGGCUUGCUGGACCCCUCGUGCACCCUAGCAUUCCUUGACCUCGGGUGGGCGGGGUCAUCAAGAGGGCGGGUCACCAUCCGGCUGGCCCCUGACACUCCGCUGGCCAGACAGUUUGUGCUGUUGUGUACGGGCCAAUGGGGCCCCACCUAUCACAACUCUAAACUUUUUGGGGUGUGGGAAAUGGGUCAGGCGGGGGAGUGGGCCAUAGCACAGGCGGGGGAGUGGGUGGAGGGUGGAGACUACGAGAGUAAUGAUGGUCGAGGAGGAGCCACAUUGCUGCCUGACCUGCGAGGGCAGUACCGUAGGUCAGGCAGGGCGGGGUCUGUGUGGUCCUGGUGUGGACUGGGGAGGGCCCGGGGUGCAAAGUUUGGCAUCACCACCAGGGACCACCCGAAUUGUCAUCGGUGGUUACAGGUCUUUGGGGAGGUGGUGAGCGGCCUGGAUGUGUUGAGGGCAGCAUUUAACCACAGUUACAUUACGGAGGUGAUUGUGGUGGACUGUGGUGUUUUGCUGCCACUCUAG